AGAUGGAGGAGAUGAAGUAGCAGCGGCAGCACUCGACCGACAGAGGAACAACAGCGUCUGUGCCGAGGAUCUGGAGGUUUUUCUUCAGGGGGGACAGCAGGUGACACAGCGAACCGAGCGAGCCUCCGCCUCCUCAAGCGUCCGCACCGGUGGUGGAGACGUUUCACCUCCUUCUUCCCUCCAGCAACACCCCUCCGAUUAGCACAAUACAUGCAUUUCGAUACUACCUGCCUCUAAAUCUGAUUGUCUAAGCCCUGGUGAGUCAAGAUGGAAAAUGCGCACACUAAAUCGGCGACCGAAGUUUUAGACAACUUCGGCGUGAACGAGAACACGGGGCUGACUCUGGAGCAGGUCAAAGUCAGCGUGGAGAGAUAUGGACCGAACGAGCUCCCGGCUGAAGAAGGCAAGUCCCUGUGGGAGCUGGUGGGGGAGCAGUUUGAAGACCUCCUGGUCAGGAUCCUGCUGCUCGCCGCCUGCGUUUCCUUCGUCCUGGCUCUGUUUGAGGAGGGCGAGGAGACAACCACCGCCUUUGUCGAGCCUAUUGUUAUUCUUCUCAUCCUCAUUGCCAACGCAGUUAUCGGGGUCUGGCAGGAGCGCAAUGCUGAGAACGCCAUCGAAGCCCUGAAAGAGUAUGAGCCAGAGAUGGGCAAGGUGUACCGCAUGAACCGCAAGGCUGUCCAGAGGAUCAAAGCCAGAGACAUCGUCCCAGGAGACAUAGUGGAGGUGGCAGUUGGUGACAAGGUGCCUGCUGACAUCAGACUGACCUCUAUAAAGUCCACCACCCUGCGAGUGGACCAGUCCAUCCUCACAGGGGAGUCUGUGUCCAUCAUCAAACACACUGACCCUGUUCCUGACCCCAGAGCUGUCAACCAGGACAAGAAGAACAUGCUGUUUUCUGGCACCAACAUCGCUGCGGGCCGUGCCAUAGGCGUCGUCAUUGCCACUGGCGUGACCACAGAGAUCGGCAAAAUCCGCAACCAGAUGGCGGCGACGGAGCAAGAGAAGACACCUCUGCAGCAGAAGCUGGACGAGUUCGGACAGCAGCUCUCCAAGGUCAUCUCCCUGAUCUGUGUAGCCGUGUGGGUGAUCAACAUCGGCCACUUCGGAGACCCCGUCCACGGCGGCUCCUGGGUCAGAGGAGCCAUCUACUACUUCAAAAUCGCCGUGGCAUUGGCUGUGGCCGCCAUCCCCGAGGGCCUGCCCGCUGUUAUCACCACCUGCCUCGCCCUCGGCACGCGCCGCAUGGCCAAGAAGAACGCCAUCGUUCGCAGCCUCCCCUCUGUGGAGACCCUGGGCUGCACCUCUGUUAUCUGCUCUGACAAGACGGGCACCCUCACCACCAACCAGAUGUCUGUGUGCAGAAUGUUCGUCGUUGACAAGGUGGAAGAUUUAAACUGCACCCUUCAUGAGUUCUCUAUAACUGGUUCUACAUAUGCCCCUGAGGGACAAAUACUGAAAGGAGACAGGCCCGUCCAUUGUGGAGACUAUGAUGGACUUUUGGAGUUGGCCACUGUGUGCUCCAUGUGCAAUGACUCUUCACUGGACUUCAAUGAGGCCAAAGGUGUUUAUGAGAAGGUGGGUGAAGCCACAGAGACGGCUCUCACCACCUUGGUGGAGAAGAUGAACGUCUUCAACACUGAUGUCUCCGGUCUAAGCAAGGUGGAACGUGCCGGGGCCUGCAACUCGGUGAUCAAACAGCUGAUGAAGAAGGAGUUCACCCUGGAGUUCUCCCGUGACCGCAAGUCCAUGUCCGUCUACUGCACGCCAGUCAAGCCGGGCUCCCAGAGCAAGAUGUUCAUCAAGGGUGCUCCAGAGAGCGUGAUCGAGCGCUGUAAGUACCUACGAGUGGGGACCGGAAAGGUUGCGCUGACACAAGCCCUGCGUGAGCAGCUAUUGUCUAGGAUCAGGGACUGGGGGACAGGCAGGGACACCCUGCGCUGCCUGGCUCUGGCCACUCAUGACACCCCACCACGCAAAGAGAGCAUGGACUUGGAGAAUUCCAACAAAUUUGCAGACUAUGAGUUGGGUCUCACGUUUGUUGGUUGCGUUGGCAUGCUGGACCCGCCCAGGUCGGAGGUGAUCGGCGCAAUCAAACUGUGCAACGAGGCCGGCAUUCGCGUCAUCAUGAUCACGGGAGACAACAAGGGCACAGCUGUGGCCAUCUGCAGACGAAUCGGCAUCUUCGGGGAGGAGGAGGACGUGAUGGGGAAGGCCUACACGGGCCGCGAGUUUGACGAUCUUCCACUGGACGAGCAGAGAGAAGCCGUCAAAAGGGCGCGGUGCUUCGCCCGUGUCGAGCCGGCUCAUAAGUCUAAGAUCGUCGGAUUCCUGCAGUCAUUCGAUGAGAUUACCGCCAUGACAGGAGAUGGUGUGAAUGACGCCCCGGCCCUGAAGAAAGCGGAGAUCGGCAUCGCCAUGGGCUCGGGAACCGCGGUAGCCAAGUCGGCGUCUGAGAUGGUGCUGUCUGACGAUAACUUCUCCACCAUCGUGGCUGCCGUGGAGGAGGGCAGAGCCAUCUACAACAACAUGAAGCAGUUCAUCAGAUACCUCAUCUCCUCUAACGUGGGGGAGGUCGUCUGCAUCUUCCUGACCGCCAUCCUGGGUCUCCCCGAAGCUUUGAUUCCAGUGCAGCUGCUGUGGGUUAAUCUGGUGACCGACGGCCUGCCCGCCACCGCCCUGGGCUUUAACCCUCCAGACCUGGACAUCAUGGACAAACCACCCCGCAACCCAAAGGAGCCUCUCAUCUCUGGCUGGCUCUUCUUCAGAUACCUGGCUAUUGGAGGAUAUGUGGGUCUUGGAACGGUGGGCGCUGCCACAUGGUGGUACCUGUAUGAUGAUGACGGCCCACAAGUAACUUUCUAUCAGCUGAGGCAUUUCAUGCAGUGUUCUGAGGACAACCCCUUGUUCAAAGGCAUAGACUGCGAGGUGUUUGAAUCCCGCUACCCCACAACGAUGGCCCUGUCUGUGCUGGUCACUAUUGAAAUGUUCAACUCACUCAACAGUUUGUCUGAGAACCAGUCUCUGAUCAGGAUGCCUCCCUGGGUCAACAUCUGGCUGCUGGGAGCCAUCAUCCUCUCCCUCUCCCUCCACUUCUUAAUCCUCUAUGUGGAGCCUCUGCCGUUGAUCUUCCAGGUGACCCCCCUGUGCUGGGCCCAGUGGAUCGUGGUCUUGAAGAUUUCCAUCCCGGUCAUUCUCCUUGAUGAGGUGCUGAAAUAUAUCUCCAGGAACCAUCUAGAAGCCUAAAUUCUUUCUAUCUCACCUUCUGUGAAAAGUUGAUGAGGACAAGAAAUAUCGGAGGAGAUGGCAGCUGAACUAAGACCUCUCCCUCAACACACUCACUCAGUUAGACACGCGCUCGCCCUCUUCCCUUUAUGAGCUAGGAAAUCUUCCUCUCCCCUUGUCCUCGUUCCCCCGACUCCUGCAUGUCCGUCAAACCACCACUAGAGAUGAGCAGGGUUUGCAUGAGUGCAAGAAAGAGCGAGCGUGUGUGUGUUCCUGCGAGCAUGGCUUUGUACAAGUGUGUGAGGAGUUGAACAGCGUGUGUGUGUGUGUGUGUGUGUGUGUGUGUGUGUGUGUGUGAGAGAGAACAGGCAGAUGCAGGACUGUCUUUAGCUGUGAGAGUGAGAAACAACUGCAAAAAAAGGGAAAAAAAAUAGAUAAACUGCCCAGGGCUCUGCUUUUUAAAGAUUUCUGCUCAUUGUUUGUUUUUUUUGACUGUACAGUACAAACAUAGUGGUGCAGUAACUGGACUUUGGGGAGGGAAGGAGACAGAGGACAGGGGGAUGGAUUUUGUUAAUAGUGGGUCGGAGGGGAGUGGGUUUGAAAUCGGCACAGAGACUGAAAGAAAGAUGGAGAGGUGAAGCCCGCUGUGGAGAAGAGACUGGUGUACGCACUGGCAAGAGAAGAACAUCGGCAAGAAUGUUAGACCAGUGAAGAGAGCCAUCAUACGUGUGUGUCCAUAGGAGUGUUGUAUCUCAUGGUACCCCCCCCCCCAGCCUCCGGCAACCCACACCACUGGCGGUGGAUUUCCAGCUGUGUAGGAGCACGGCAUCAUCAGCACGACACAAUCGUAUUUUUGGCCUAAUCUGCUCCAGCUCUGCUCCUUCAACGCCCUUUGCUCUCACCGCAUAAGAACUCCCGUUGAUUGUAUUUCAUGCAGACUUACUCUCCUUCUGCCCAUCUUGCUCUCUCGCCGUCUCGCUUUACCGCUCUCUGUCGAGGUGGCAGCUGUGGGCCCGCCCCCUCUCCCGGGGGUCACGACGUUAACCUGGCUCUCGAGUCGGUGUGUGGAGGUGACGACCCCCACCCCACCCACCCGCCCACCACCACCACCUAAAGGUGUGAAUAGCUUUACGCUUCCUCCGGCUCUUUCUUUUCGAGGGGCUGAGGUCAGCUCACACAACAAACAAACACAAAAACAAAAGAAAAAGAAAAAGAAAUAAAAAAUGUUAGUAGUGUAGUUGUCAGCCUCACUUUGACAUCCAUCUGCUGUGCUGUCAGACAUCUAAAGUAAAGGUGGACCUGAGCAUUUUGUGCAGAAUACCUUACAAUACAAUACCAUGUACCUUUAAUUUCAAGUUAGUUAUUUCGAACCCUGCAGCAGUGCUAAGGUGUGUGUGUGUGUGUGUGUGUGUGCAAGCCUUACUUGAAUUGAUUUGACUUGACAGGAUUUUCAGUCACGGUAGAUGUUGAUAAAGUAAGUUAAGAAAAUGACAACUGCUUGAUUGUCUCGCUUAUGUACUCGACACAUCCAACAUCCAUGCCUUAUACAGCUCACUGCACCUCCACAUUGAAUAUGUGGUCCAAAUGAAUGUGUUCCUGCUAUAGCCUUUAAUUACCUUUGUACUGCCGCCACUCCUGACAGUGAUAACAGACUCUGAAUGUCCUCCUGGACUGAGGCGUGUUCAAUAGGAAACCUUUUUUUCUCUCUCGUGCUUUGUGCGCUGCUCCUCCUGCUCUUUCAGUGCUUUAGCGCUCCUCACUUGGGUAUUGUUUUGUAAUUAAUAAAUAAUAAUGUAUUUGACUGAAUGAACCCACGGUGGUGUGGAUUGUGUCUCAAAGUCUUAAUUAAGGGUCUUGUGUUGGGCCCUGGCGCUCUGUGGACUGGGUCGGGGGUGUUUCUUGGUCUUAUCUUGCCUCCGCAAAGGAGAGGAGAGUGUGUGCACAUUUAAAAAAUAAAAAAUAAAAAAACGUUGUAAAGGUGCUGGAUGAAAAAGAUCUCACUGUAUCAUCUGCUUCCUGUAUAGUUCAUUUGAUCAUAGACGUCUAAAGUUGCGAUUAUUAGUUCAUUGAAAAAAUGGCACCUAUCUCUCAUUACAGUAAAUAUUAUUUUGCUGGUCACACAAAACAGGACAUUGUGCUCAGCUAUAUGAUAACAGGCAUUUUCACAGUUUUCUAUGGUGAUUUGGUUGAUAAGGUUGAUUUACUGAGAAAAGAAAAGGGGAUGCAAAGAACAUGUUGUGGCCCUGCUUUACUGCAGCUGUAGCCUCAUGUAGAUCUGGACAAUUUGUUUUUUAAGUCAUCAAACCAGGAGUUAUUGACACAGUGUGCAGACCUUUAUUCUUUUUCGAACCUAUUUUUUGCUUCCAGUCCUUAUUUCAAUAAGCGGUGCUCAUUUCACGGUGUAAAAUCUAAAGGCAAAUCCAUUCUUAAAAUCUUCGACAGCCUGAUAUUACUUACAGUACAUUCUAUUUUGUCGUUUGGUGAUUUUCUUACAUCAGGAGAACUAGCCGAACGUUUUGGUGGGACAUCAUGGAGUCCAGAUAUUUCCACGUCCAUCUGGGGAAGAUAAACAACAACACAUCCCCAGAAACAAAUACCCUGAUUCUGAAAUAUUUCGAACAGCACCAAUAACCUAGAGUAAGGAUUUAAAGGUGGACUUAUUCCUUUAAUGUUAUUCCAGAAGUGUUUUUUUUUUUAUUAUACUUGCCAUAAACAGUGGUGACUUUUUCAAUUCAUCAUUAUUAUUAUUAUUAUUUUCACCACUGUGACAAUGUGGCACCUCUGUCCCGACCAGCAGACCACCCGUCCCUGUCCCAGCUCUCCACGGCUCUGUAACAUUCUGGCACUAUAGGUCUGUAUAGCCUUGUUCUUUACUACUGAAUCCUCAACUCUGUACAGAAGAGGAGAAUAUGAUCGCAUGGAACCCUUUUACUGUAAUAAUAACCUAUACAGCAUAUAUUAAUUAGUUUUUUUUUUGAUAACUUGCGUCAUUGAAAUCAACUUACCGACCACAGAGAGACUUCCAAAAAAAAUAACAUUUUUUAUUUUUGCUUUGAGCACGUUUUUCUUUAUGUUUUUUUUGUUGAAUAUUAAAGCUGUUUCUUCAUUGUUCCCGUUUGGUUUUUACAGUUUCUGGGGGUUUUGUGUCUUUUACUGUAGGGAUAAAAGAAUCUGAUGUUAUCAUGUUAAAGAUAGACAAGAAUCACGCUUACGCUAAUCAAUGAUGAGGACGCUGAUCUUUUCAGUGGUAAUUGUCCAGUGUGAGAAUGUUCAGGAACUUGUGAAUGAACUGUGUCUGGUUUACACUGAUGCGAUAAGCAGUGAUGAUUCCUGGCUUAUGAAGUUUUACGACUGUACAUUGAAGGGUUUGGUGUGGAUGCAGGCUCUGGAGACCUGCGACAAUCCAGCAUGGCUCUCCGUCAAUCUACCAUCAAUAAAUCAAUAACCCCCCCUCACUAACAGUGUUGGAGUGAUCAGUUUCAUAUCAGUAACAUUUAAAUAGUAUAGUUCCUUUUGUCUUCGUGUGUACAGACAAGUAAACAGUCUCUAGAGCCUGAGUUCCACCUCUGAGAAAUUAAAAGGAUUCUCUGUAUUGCCUUGUUAAUAUUAAUUGUGGACACAUAAUUUUAUAAAUGACAAAGACGUGGAAAUAAAGAUUAUUUAUCUUGUUAUUUA
This is a messenger RNA of Hippoglossus stenolepis (Pacific halibut), 6897 nucleotides long. RefSeq names its product ATPase sarcoplasmic/endoplasmic reticulum Ca2+ transporting 3 (gene atp2a3). Lineage: Eukaryota; Metazoa; Chordata; Actinopteri; Pleuronectiformes; Pleuronectidae. The transcript is spliced from 22 exons. The coding region runs from base 268 to 3243 and encodes 991 amino acids. Gene Ontology annotation, cellular component: membrane. Gene Ontology annotation, biological process: calcium ion transmembrane transport; intracellular calcium ion homeostasis. Gene Ontology annotation, molecular function: ATP hydrolysis activity; P-type calcium transporter activity; ATP binding. The record is from RefSeq and is a predicted model, not a curated record.